Westerdykella ornata is the source of this 1083-nucleotide messenger RNA. Its product is annotated as zinc binding enoyl reductase. Lineage: Eukaryota; Fungi; Ascomycota; Dothideomycetes; Pleosporales; Sporormiaceae. Gene Ontology annotation, molecular function: oxidoreductase activity, acting on NAD(P)H. The record is from RefSeq and is a predicted model, not a curated record. Bases 1 to 1083 code for a protein of 360 amino acids. The transcript has 2 exons.
AUGUCUCAAAUCCAAUCUAUUCCAAAGGUCCAAACGGCUAUACGGCAGGGUGAGGGGGGCGUCCUCACCAUCCAGCGCUCCUCCCCUGUCCCCUCCAUCGAGCCCGAUCAGGUCCUGGUAAAGACGGUGGCCGUCGCCAUCAAUCCCUGCGAUCACAAGAUGCCCACCAUGUUUCCAUCUCCCGGUGCCACGGACGGCUCCGACUUCGCAGGCAUCGUCGUGGCAGUGGGACACGAAGUUACCAAAGACCUGUGUGUGGGUGACAGGGUCUGCGGUGCAGUCCAUGCAUCCAAUCCCAUCAACCACCUGUCCGGCUCCUUCGCCGACUACGUUGCUGCCUACGCGGAUUAUGUGCUCAAGGUCCCGGACACCAUGUCUUGGACAGAGGCUGCCGCCUUUGGAGGAGUCGUCUUGGGAACCCUGGGACUGGCUCUGUUCCAGUCUUUGCAGGUACCGGGUCAUCCUGAGAAUCCUUCCCCGACGCCCUUCUUUGCAUUGGUCUAUGGUGGAAGCACUGCAUCAGGCACCGCUGCAAUCCAGCUCCUGAAGCUAUCUGGCGCCAGAGUCAUCACCACCUGCUCACCGCGCAACUUCGACCUGGUCAAGUCGUACGGCGCUGAAGCGGCCUUUGACUACAACUCGCCCACGUGCGCCGAGGACAUCAAGGCUUACACGGGCAACCGUUUAAAGUAUGUGCUAGAUACCAUCACCGAGGCCAAGACCAUCAAACUGUGCUACAACAGCAUUGGGCGCACCGGAGGUCGCCUAACCGGCCUCGAGAACAUCCCCACGGAGCUGACGGACAUGAUGCGCAAGUCGGUGAAGGCGGACUGGGUCCUUGGCAUCACUUUAACAGGAAAGCGGAUAGCGCUGGGCAGCGGGUAUGAGAGCGCGCCGAGCGAGGACCGGCGUCGAUUUGGCGGAGAAUGGUUCAAGACACUGCAGAAUUUGCUCGACGCUGGUAAGCUGAGGGGCCAUCCGCCUAGAGUGAUGGACGGUGGCUUCGAAGGUAUCCUGCAGGGGGUCGACAUGUUGAAGCGGAGGGAGGUGAGUGGUGAGAAAUUGGUGUAUGUGAUUGGCUAG